GCGAUACGAGAGAUGUCGCUCUGCAAGGAGCUGGAACACAAGAAUAUCUCGAGAUUGAUAGAGAUCAUUCUCGAAAGGAGAUGUAUAUACAUGGUUUUUGAGUUUGCAGAACACGAUCUUCUGCAAAUCAUCCAUUAUCACUCGCAGCCGGACCACAAACAAAUCCCAGAACAGACACUGAAGUCGGCCAUGUACCAAAUACUGGAAGGCCUUUCAUUUCUACAUCAGAACUGGGUAUUACACAGAGACUUGAAGCCGGCAAACAUCAUGGUUACGAACGAUGGAGUGGUCAAGAUUGGAGACCUUGGUUUGGCUAGGAAGUUCAGCAACCCUUUGCAAAGUCUCUACUCUGGCGACAAGGUUGUGGUCACUAUCUGGUACAGAGCGCCGGAGCUGCUGCUGGGGGCGCGUCACUACACGCCAGCCAUUGAUCUUUGGGCUGUGGGAUGCAUCCUGGCAGAGCUUCUCUCGCUACGUCCCCUGUUCAAAGGCGAAGAAACCAAAAUGGAUAACAAGAAACAGGUACCGUUCCAGGAAAAUCAAGUGAUCAAGAUCCUCGAGAUCCUAGGGACUCCAACGCUGGAUAAGUGGCCCAGCCUGAACAGUUACCCAGAAUACCCGCAAUUGUCCAAGAUCUCGACGUUUCCAUCAAACCUGAAAGCAUGGUACCAGUCAAACGGAGGAAGCAACAAAAACUGUCUUCGGCUGCUCGCGAGUCUGCUGGAAUACGACCCUGCCAAGCGCAUAGAUGCGCUUGAGGCGCUAGACCAUAAAUGGUUCCAGGAAGCGCCCAAGCCGGUCGAUAACAUCUUCGCCAACUCACCCUUCAAAUAUCCGCAGCGAAAAAUUCAAAAGGACGAUAACGACAUCCUGGGCGGCACAUCCCAAACAUAUUACAACGGGAAACGUGCUUUUGGAGCCUACGACGAUCCAAGGAAAAGACGCUAACACCAAUUAAUAUAUACUACUCACGUGUCGCGAUUACUUGUCUAGCUAUUUGAAGGACCUCUUCUCCGAUCGCUUCCUGCGACUUCUCACCGCAAUAGAUCGCAUAUGCCCCCUCCUCGUUCUUCGGGACCUCCAUAUCAUCAAAUUGACUCUUAAGCAUGCUGCUUUUCAUGAAAUGACCUGCUCUCUGGCUCAUUCUUUGGUAUAUUAUAUCGUAGUCGUUGUACAGAAAUAGCAUCAAUACCUUGAUAUCUGGCUUCUCCAGUUUGGCGACUUUCUUGAUGUAAUCGCGGUAUUUCAAUUUUAGCAUCGAGCAGGUCACUACAGCAGUUCCUGCCUCGCCGAUGGCGUCAACCCCCACCUUAGUGAGUUUCUCUAGCCAGGCCCAACGAUCGUCGUCUGUCAAUGGAAUGCCCUGCGACAUCUUGUCGAUAUUUGGCUGCGGAUGAUACAAAUCUCCUUCCACAUACGGACAGUCUAGGUCUCUGCUCAGACGCUCACCGACUGUGGAUUUCCCCGUUCCGGAGGGGCCGCCAACAACUAUUAGAAUGGCCA
Ogataea polymorpha is the source of this 1503-nucleotide messenger RNA. RefSeq lists its product as uncharacterized. The transcript has a single exon. Gene Ontology annotation, cellular component: nucleus; mediator complex. The record is from RefSeq and is a predicted model, not a curated record. Gene Ontology annotation, biological process: protein phosphorylation. Lineage: Eukaryota; Fungi; Ascomycota; Pichiomycetes; Pichiales; Pichiaceae. Bases 13 to 948 code for a protein of 311 amino acids. Gene Ontology annotation, molecular function: cyclin-dependent protein serine/threonine kinase activity; RNA polymerase II CTD heptapeptide repeat kinase activity; ATP binding.